Messenger RNA from Brassica napus (rape), 1281 nucleotides. Its product is annotated as putative nuclease HARBI1. The record is from RefSeq and is a predicted model, not a curated record. NCBI's taxonomy places the organism in Eukaryota, Viridiplantae, Streptophyta, Magnoliopsida, Brassicales, Brassicaceae. The transcript has a single exon. Bases 1 to 1281 code for a protein of 426 amino acids.
AUGUCAUCCUCAUCGUCAGAUGGCGUAGAUGAAGCUGUUGAAGAAUGGUUCGACGAAGAAUUUGAUAAUCUCGUCGACUCCCUAGUUAAUGAUCAAGCAAAAAAACCAAAGAGACGGGCUUACUACGAAAGACAUCGGGAAGAAGGACACAAUCAACUAUGGAAUGACUAUUUCAGGGAACAUGCUACAUACCCACCGGAAAUGUUUAGAAGACGUUUUCGAAUGCACAAGCCAUUGUUCCUUCGCAUUGUGGAUGCUUUAAGAAAUGAAGUUCCAUACUUUCACCAAAGAAGAAAUGCUCACGGAAGAUACGGCCUAUCUACACUGCAAAAGUGUACAGCAGCUAUACGUAUGCUGGCAUAUGGUCAAUCAGGAGAUACAUAUGACGAAUAUCUCCGACUAGGUGAAAGUACUGCACUUUUAUGUUUGGACAAUUUCACUAAUGCGAUAAUACAAUUGUUUGGCCAUGAGUAUCUAAGAAGACCUACAGCUGAUGAUCUUCAACGACUACUGGAUAUUGGAGAGUUACGCGGGUUCCCAGGAAUGGUAGGCAGCAUCGACUGUAUGCAUUGGGAGUGGAAAAAUUGUCCAACAGCUUGGAGAGGACAGUACACACGUGGUUCAGGAAAGCCGACAAUUAUCUUAGAGGCGGUGGCAUCACAAGAUCUAUGGAUAUGGCACGCAUUUUUCGGACUUCCAGGUACCCUCAACGAUAUUAAUGUUCUUGAUCGGUCACCAGUUUUUGAUGACAUUAUACAAGGUCGGGCUCCUAAAGUAAAUUUCAAGGUCAACAACCACAAUUAUCGUAUGGCGUACUAUCUUAGCGACAGAAUUUAUCCGAAAUGGUCAACAUUUAUCCAAUCAAUCUCACUUCCUCAAACUCCAAAAGCACAGCUAUUUGCUCAACAUCAAGAAGCCGUAAGAAAAGAUGUCGAACGUGCUUUCGGAGUAUUGCAAGCGAGGUUUGCAAUAGUUAAAAACCCAGCACUACUAUGGGACAAGGAAAAGAUAGGAAGGAUUAUGAGAUGUUGUGUCAUACUGCACAACAUGAUAGUAGAGGACGAACGCGACAGAUUCACUCAGUAUGAUACAAAUGAAUUCGAAUCAGGAGAGUCAAGCAGAAGUUCCCAGGUUGAUGUCGUCUCCUCUACGGAAAGCCUUUCUAAUGUCGAUGAAAUGCGUGGGAUUCGCAAUCAAAUUCGGGAUCAACAGAUACAUCAUCGCUUGAAAGCUGAUUUAGUUGAAAAUAUAUGGCAAAAAUUUGGUAAUCUUGAUGAAUAA